UCCCUGCCGCCUCUUGCUCUCCACUCUCCACUCUCUGAGCCUCGGCUUCCAAAGACAAGCAAGCAUGUCGAAGCUUCUUGCACCGGCAGCGCUCCCGGCGCUCUUGCUGCUCGCGCUGUCCGCGUGCGCGACACCCGCACGCGGCGGCGACGACUACACGGCGUUCGUGUACGCCGGGUGCUCGCAGGCGCGCUACGACCCCGGGUCGCAGUACGCGGCGGACGUGGACACCGCACUGUCGUCCCUCGUCAACAGCGCCGGCUACACGGCCUACGCCAACUACACCUCGCCGUCGGCCGCCACGGGCCUGGCCGGCGUGUACCAGUGCCGCUCCGACCUCCCCGCCGCCGUCUGCGGCGGCUGCGUCAAGUCGGCCGCCUCCAAGCUCUCCUCGCUCUGCAACGCGGCCGCGGGCGCCGCGGUGCAGCUGCGCGCCUGCUUCGUGCGGUACGGGAACGACUCGUUCCUGGGGAAGCAGGACACGACGGUGCUGUUCAAGAAGUGCGGCGGCGAGAGCGCCGGGGACACGGGCGUCGUGGCCAUGAGGGACGCCGCGCUCGGCGCACUCGUGGCCGCCUCCGCGCCCGCCGACGAGGGCUCGUACCGCGCCGGCGCCGCGGGGUACGUGCAGGCCAUGUCGCAGUGCGUCGGGGACCUCGGCGCCAAGGCCUGCUCCGACUGCGUCUCGGCCGCGUCCUCGCAGCUCAAGGCCGGCUGCGGGUACGCCUCCGCCGGGGAGGUGUACCUCGGCAAGUGCUACGCGCGCUUCUGGUCCAAUGCCGGCGGCGGCAGCGGCAGCAGCGGCGUACCGGUCGGAGGUGGCGCCGGCGGCACCGGCACCAGCAACGGCGUCGGUGGCGCCGGCGGCGUGGGAGGAGCAAGCAAUGGAUACGCCUACGGCGGAUUCGUGCCAAAUACCUACGGCCAGCACGAUGAAUCCGGGAAAACCCUUGCCAUCAUCAUCGGCCUCGUAGCGGCGGUCGCCAUUGUCAUCGUCCUCCUCUCCUUCAUCCGCAGGGCCGGCGGUGUCGGCGGCAAAAGCUAAGAGAGGCAUGCAGCAGCAGGAUGGCCUCGACUCGGCUCCAGAUCGGAUCGGUCGCUGGCUUUUUGCUUGAAAACCGCUUUAGUCCGUCUGCAUCUUUAUAUCUUUUAGGGUCUCUUUUGUCCUGUCAUUAUCGGCCGAAACAAAGGGAAGCCAUGCAUUCUGAAACGACGCGAGCUGAAAGGCGUCCGCUGUGCAGAAACGCGAAAGGGGAAGAUUCCAGCCGCUACCAACUACUCUAGCCACCAAGGGAAAUAUAUAUAUUCACCACAAAAAAUAACUUAUGUGGCAUCUGCUCGUUAUAUAUAUACUUAUAUACAGCGUAUUUAUCUGCGUACCCAGCAUGAUUCAUGUCCAAGUUGAUGAUGUCUUACAGUUGGUGAUGAUGUGGAUUUAUUUAUUACUAUAUAUGUAUAUUAUUUUUAGUCUCUUUGAGGUAAUUGGCUACUGGAACUUUGUAUCCUUGAGAAUGGCAUGGCAUAUAAUAUAGUGAUUGGUGUGGAGGUUGAGGAGCUCAA
Panicum hallii is the source of this 1560-nucleotide messenger RNA. RefSeq names its product cysteine-rich repeat secretory protein 12-like. Lineage: Eukaryota; Viridiplantae; Streptophyta; Magnoliopsida; Poales; Poaceae. Gene Ontology annotation, cellular component: plasmodesma. The coding region runs from base 65 to 1045 and encodes 326 amino acids. The transcript is spliced from 3 exons. The record is from RefSeq and is a predicted model, not a curated record.